AUUCAAGAAAGCUCCCUAUCUCUGUUGUUAUCUCAUUUUCGCAGUUAGAUUUGGAAUUCCUUGGCUCAACGGCGGUGACAACAAGGAGUUUUCGUGGUAUCUUUACAUUUCCCGUCAUAUUCCGCACUCCACGUUCCACGUUAGCCCAGCGAAGAGCAAAUUAGUGCAGACCACACUGCUCUCUCGAAAGCGCUGCGUGCCACAGAUAGAAAAUCAGAUAUCUUGUUUGGAAACUUUUGCGGUACCUUUUGUGAAUUUGUCUCGGUCGAACCUUUGCCUCAGGCCAGCUCAAAAUCAUCUGUUGAAGCAAACCCAAGAACGCACGGUACAGCAGAACAGCCAACGCAUUCUCGGAAAGGCCCCUGAAACACUUGAACAAUGAACAGCAUCCCCGAUGAAGUUAAAGAGGUGCUUGGGCAGUUGACUGCCCCCCAACAAGUUGUUCUUCGAAAAUAUAUCGCAACCCUCAGAGCCGAUAUCAAGGGUUUGAAUGAAUCAGUCCUGGGCCUUAAAGACCCCGACGAGCACGCACACUACCAUGGCCAUACCAAAUGCACAGCAGACCACGGGCACUCGGGGCAUGAUCAUGAUUCCGACCAUCAUCACAAAGAACACGACCACUCUCAUGGCCACAAAGAAGAGUCACACGAUCAUGUCAUGGCCACAAAGAAGAGUCUCACGACCACGGCCAUGCCCACAAAAAAGAGUCUCAUGACCAUGGACAUGGCCACAAAAAAGAGUGACCAUGGACAUGGCCACAAAGAAGAGUCACACGAUCAUGGACACGGCCACAAAGAAGAGUCUCACGACCACGGCCAUGGCCACAAAGAAGAGUCUCACGAUCAUGGACAUGGCCACAAAGAAGAGUCUCACGACCACGGCCAUGGCCACAAAGAAGAGUCUCACGACCACGGCCAUGGCACAAAGAAGAGUCUCACGACCACGGCCAUGCCACAAAAAAGAGUCUCAUGA
This is a messenger RNA of Seminavis robusta, 972 nucleotides long. NCBI's taxonomy places the organism in Eukaryota, Bacillariophyta, Bacillariophyceae, Naviculales, Naviculaceae. The record is from the annotation of a GenBank genome assembly.